Perognathus longimembris pacificus (Pacific pocket mouse) is the source of this 1503-nucleotide messenger RNA. It is a transcript of the gene Gcm2, whose product is annotated as glial cells missing transcription factor 2. NCBI's taxonomy places the organism in Eukaryota, Metazoa, Chordata, Mammalia, Rodentia, Heteromyidae. Gene Ontology annotation, cellular component: nucleus. Gene Ontology annotation, molecular function: RNA polymerase II cis-regulatory region sequence-specific DNA binding; DNA-binding transcription activator activity, RNA polymerase II-specific. The record is from RefSeq and is a predicted model, not a curated record. Gene Ontology annotation, biological process: regulation of transcription by RNA polymerase II; gliogenesis. The coding region runs from base 1 to 1503 and encodes 500 amino acids. The transcript is spliced from 5 exons.
AUGCGCGCGGACGGGGGGCCUGACACAGACAGCGGGUGUUCCUAUGGGAUGAAGCUCAGCUGGGACAUCAACGACCCACAGAUGCCACAGGAGCCCACCAACUUUGACCACUUCCGCGAGUGGCCCAAUGGCUACGUGCGCUUCAUCUACAGCAGUGAGGAGGAGAAGGCACAGCGCCACCUGAGCGGCUGGGCCAUGCGCAACACCAACAACCACAAUGGCCACAUCCUCAAGAAGUCGUGCCUGGGCGUGGUGGUGUGCGCUCGAGCCUGCGCCCUGCCUGAUGGCUCCCGCCUACAGCUGCGGCCUGCCAUCUGCGACAAGGCCAGGCUCAAACAGCAGAAGAAAACAUGCCCCAACUGCCACGCCUCUUUGGAGCUGGUUCCUUGCCGAGGGCACAGUGGGUACCCUGUAACCAAUUUCUGGAGGCUGGAUGGCAACGCCAUAUUUUUUCAGGCCAAGGGAGUUCAUGAUCACCCAAGACCAGAGAGUAAAUCAGAGACAGAAGCUAGAAGAAGUGUGCUCAGGAGACAGAUGUCUUCUUUUUACCAACCCCAGAGAAAGAGAGUCCGAGAUACCCAGGCAGGAGGGAAUUCAGAUGUCAGGGGAUGCUUCCACAGCAUGCCUCCCCUGGAGUCCCCUGAACUCUUUGAUGUAAUUACUGACACUGGCUUCCCAAUUCCAGGGCAGCCUUGCCCUUCCUUCCCAAACGCUGAUGCUGCUACAGCUCCCUGCAACCUGGCAUCCUUUCAAGAAGAUGUGACACUCCCCUUUCAGAAAUAUUCAAACCCAAGAUUCUAUUUGCCUACGUCCCCUUGCAACUAUGAAUUUGUAAGCUCUGGACACACAAAUUCAAGCCCAUAUCCCACCCUUUGUAAUGAUGCUGUGGUCCUUAAGGACACAGAUCGGGUUCAUCUGAGUACACUACAAUACAAUGUCAGUUCCCAUAGCAACUACGGGAGAAGCUGUGACUUCAAUCAACAGAAUGACUGGAAGCCAACUCUUGGAAAUCCUGGUCCUGAGGACAGGACUGACCAUGAACAGUGCCAGGCCAAGGCCACAUGCCCUUACUCUAACCCAGAGCAUCCCUGCAGGUACCUCACCACCCCACCAGCCCUGCACACAGUCAUUACCACCACCACCAAAGUGUCCUGCCAGGCCUACCAGCACCCUGCUCUGAGACACAACCACAGUGUGCAGGAGGUGGCUGGCCUUUCGAGCUGUAACUAUGCUUCUGAAAAUGUCACCAUCUCCAUCUACCCAGAAAUCCUGGACCCUCCAGCCUCGAUCACCAGAUCAGCCUCUCCAACAGGAAAUGUCCCUUUGAAAAUCUCAGGAGACUGCUGGCCUCUCAGACCCACUUUGGCUUUUCCUCAGCAGUCAGCUACCUCCAAGACAGACAGGAGAGACGAGUGGGAUGUGUGUCUGUCCGGGCUGGGCUCUGCAAUCAGUUAUUUGGACAGAGCAGAUCCUCUCUUUACCUUUGGCAAUGAGGACUUAUAA